Stegostoma tigrinum is the source of this 5460-nucleotide messenger RNA. RefSeq lists its product as uncharacterized. The record is from RefSeq and is a predicted model, not a curated record. Lineage: Eukaryota; Metazoa; Chordata; Chondrichthyes; Orectolobiformes; Stegostomatidae. The coding region runs from base 25 to 2577 and encodes 850 amino acids. The transcript is spliced from 13 exons.
AGAAAGCAGCAGAUGGAUUAGCUUAUGCCACACUCUCACCACACUCUCACUGACUGUCACAUUUUGCCAAAUGCCUGGACUAUGAGAGCAAUCAUCCUGUGCAUCAUUGUGACAUUUGGUAGCACCGUGUGGAAAGUGCAACCUGGAUUAGCACAAACUACUAAGGUUUCUAUUGAAGCUGAGAACUGUACUGAGGGAAAUGGAGAGCAAUCAUUGUUAGCAGCCCUACAGAAUGCCAGCAUUUUCUCAGCGAACUCAGGGAACUGUGUUAAUCAUUUCCCUGUCAGCAUGUUCCGGAUCUACAGAGGAGACACAGAGCAAGAAUUAUUCCCAGAAUAUCAGGACGACUGCGAAGUGGACUCUCACUGCCAGGGAUUAGAACUAGAACUAUGUUGUACAAAUGGUACCUUCAGCAAAUGUGUCCGAUUUCAGAGUCAAGUUGGAAUUGACUACUACCUAGGAUGGGUAAAGUUGAAGAUAAAUGAAUUUGAGUUGGACACCAACGGUGGUUGGGAUUACUUAAACCUAUUAAGGAAUGCCAGUAGUUGGCUGGCCACUGCACUCCUAACACACGACGUAUAUCAUGAAAAUAUCCACAUCCUCUGCCCAGAGCCAACUUCUAUAGAGCAACAAUAUCCAAUCCUUGGUUUUAUGUUGGCAGUAAAUCAGAAUUACAGUCUCGAAAGACUCCAGCAAGGAUUCCACACCUUAAUUAAUACCAGUGAAUACAUUUGUGAUGUAAAACUUGGAGAUGGCAUCCUGCAAACGGGGAACACAUCAAGAUUACAAGGCCACAGCAUAGAUAGCUGCAAUCUGAUACAUGAAGCAUGGGGUUCAAAUGCAAGCGGCAUGGCCACUGAAGCCAUCCGGAGUACAAUGGAUUUGGAAAACAUUUCAAUUGAGAAUUCAACAGCCCUGUUUGUAAAACCAAUGGAGACUUGGCCAACAGGGUCGACAUGGGAAAAAAGUAACUCAACAGAUAGCCCCAGUUACACGUCAUCCGUAAACCAACAGGGAGAGAGAAGCAUGACCUCAACAGUUGUCCCGACUCAGACAAUUGUACACUCAGAGAUAGCGACAGAUUCAGCAGCCACUGUUACCAUGGAAGCAGCCUUUACUGCAUUCAGAGCUUCCAUUUCGAUCACAAGCUGGAACUUCACUGAAGAUUUCAACAACAAAACCAGCAUCGCCUACAGAAAUCUGGAGGAGCUCUUUAUAACCAAGUUAUCACAGCUGCUGAGUGAAGCUGCAGAAAUGAUCCUCCAACGUGCCCUUGAUUUCACUGUGUUAGUGGAAAGGAUUAGAAAGGGAAGCAUCAUUGUGGAUUUCAUCCUCCUGACACACGCUGGGGAGAACAUGACCCUUGCUGACAUGAGUACUUUGCUAUUAUCAGCUGUUAACCAGUCCCUGACAUCAGAGAGUGGAUUUAUUUUAUCAUAUGGAAAAAUCGAAGACUUUGAUAUGUGUGAUAAUGACACAUGUUCCUACGACUGUGAAGCCCUCGUUAGGACAUUCCAGUGUACAUGUAUGAAUGGGCUGAAUGGCCACGAGCUCACCUGCAUACACGGUGAGUCGGUCUCUUGUGGUGGAGCCCAGGCUGUGAUAUCAAACCCUCUUGCAUGGAAACUUGAAAAAAUAUCUCACUUUCUGGACUUUGCAAAUGCCACAGGAUGUUCUUUCACCAGAAACGUAUCUGAUACAUUUGGAAUUCUGCAGGUGAACGACUUGUGUGUGGGCAUCAACAGUGUCAUCAGUGAUUUGUGGCUGGAUUGGAAAAAUGAAGAUAUUUUGCACCUUUACCUGGAAGGACCCAAUAUCACAGUCUGUCAAUUCUCAGCUUCCUCUGAAGAUCAGAUUAUGUACAAAAUAAUUGACGGCACAGAUGGAAUCAGAGGAUCCUUCCUGGUUGACUAUGCGUGUCUGAAUAAUGAACAGUCCUUUGCUGUUGGAAAAAACAAAAGUUUGAAUAUGACCAUGAUCCAGCAACGGAGGUCCUUUACUGUUCACGAAAAUGAAAGUCUGAAUGUAACUGUGAGCAUUGAGUCAGGUCUGGCCAGGAAACCACGACUCUUUAUAAAGAGCUGCCAUGCUGAGUCAUUAACACAUGAACCUGAAGGGGACCAACUGAUUGAAAAUGGGUGUUCAAAAUCAAAUGGCGUCUCAAUUUAUCAGAAUGGAAAUUCCCCAGUGGUGCUGCUCUCCGUAGAAGCAUCUGUUGAAAAGAACUCCACCUAUUUGAAGUGCGAAUUGCAAAUUUGUGCUGAGAACCAAUGCGCCUGUACCAAUCAUCUGGAAAGAAUCAAUAUGGGAAAUUCAGAGACGUUCAAGGAAAACUCCAUUGAGAUUGGGCCAAUCACUGUCUUGAGAAUCGAGACGAAAGAUAAAAAAGAGCCAAGCAUGCUUACAGUGAUUCUCAUAACGGUGGGGGUGAUACUGCUGGUAAUUCUUCUGAUUGGCCUCCUGCGGUAUGUGUAUCGACGCCUGUCUGGCUCCAGUUUCUCGUUCAAGACAAAGAAUAUUUUCAAGAGACAGUCAUUGGUGAACCCUGUUACUCUGAAGUCUUGGAAACAUGUGUAGCACCAACUGAACACUGGAAACAAGCAUAAAUCGGUCCAAAUGGCAAUGAAACCAAAAUGAAAGAAAUUAUGAACUCGCAUUAAUGUAAAAUGUGCAAUACUAUGGAUGCUGGAAGUCUGAAAUAAAAGCAAAAAUUGCUGGGAAUACUCAGAAGACAGGCAGCAUGUAUAGGGAGAGAGACAGGUGCUAGCUUUUCAGGUCGAUAUUAUGUUUUCUUACGAAUGGAGAAAGUUGGAAAAUUGAAAGGUAGGAUUGCCAAACCACAUGGAAUUAUGGGGAAUUGAUCCUCCCAGUGGCCAAAGAAAGCAUUCUGGGACAUGGUAAAUGAUAUGUCGUAAGUCAAGGAAGCAGGAAUGCAGACUGCACAAUGUAAUUAAAUACAUUCAAGGCUGAGUUGGAACGGUUUUUAAUCAGUGAGGUAAUCAGGAGUUACGGAGAAAAGGCAGGCCAAUGGGAUUGAGAUUAACAGAUCAAUCAUGAUCUGAUUGAAUGACAGAGCAGACCUGAUGGGCUGAAUGGCCUGCUUCUGCUCCUCUGCCUUAUGGCCUAAUGUAGGCAGCUGACUCUGCAUGUGAACAAUGGAACCUUUGAGAUAUUUGCCUGUGAUAAUAAUCCAAUAAUCCAGGGAACAGAUGAAUUAUUUUAACUCUGGCAUUAAUUUCUUGCGGCUGGGAGAUAUUUUGGGACUGUAGCUCGUGACUGUGGAGAUUCAAAGCACCUAGAUGCAACUGACAACUGGUGAGUGUAAGAAUCCCAAUUGACUAAUCAUCCUAAGCCAAUCCAAUUCAAAAGCAGGAAAGCAUGAGAGGUUUGGUUUGGAUUUUCCUUUGCUAAAAUGGCAGAACAGUUGUGCUUCCCCAAAGCUGUUUCUGUAUUUCCAGCAACUUCAGGCUACAGUCUGUAUACUUGCAACCUGACUGGAAAUGGUUUUUUUUCAAAAAAAAAAGGAAAUGCUAACUCCAGUAGGUUUUGUACUUUGAAAGGGAAAGGGCAUAAUAUUUUGUGUCAGCACACUUUGUGUCUUCGUUUACAGUAACUUGAACACGAUUGAAUUAUAUAAAUUUAGUGUGGUCAAAUUACCAAUUUUCUCUAAUUGGUGUCUUACUCAUUAUUGGUCCCAACUUUUGAAACUUAAGCCCCUGAUCAAUUUUCAUCUCCGAUGGCUUCUUCCAGAAUGUGAGCCACUAGCUUUGAUAACUCUGAGAGAGGAGGUAGGGAAAUGAUUGUAAGGGAAAGUCUGUGAUAGGAUUGCUGAAGAGAUUAAAGCUUAAAAGUGUUAAUGAUAAUGAGAGCUGGGUGCCUGGUCAUGGGACAAGUGAAGGAACAAAAGAUGUGUGAAUGUCAAAAUGUGGAAAAGUUGUUGUUUAAAAGAAUGAACAAGGGAAAAGUAUGUGCAAAACUGAAAACUGCACCAAAAAGCCACCUCAAAAUUAUAUGAAGGUUUUGAAGCAGAGAUGAUUUUGUUAUUUGUUAUUGGGAUGUGGGCAUCACUGGCUCGACCCUUAUUUAUUGCCCACUCCUACUUGCUAUAAAGAGAUUGGUAAUGAUCAGCCUUGGAAACUCCCACAGUAUUGGUCCAUUAAUUAUUGCCCAUCUCUAAUUGCCCUAGAGAAGUUGGUGGUGAGCUCCCUUCUUGAACCAUUACAAAUGCAUUUGCAGAGGUAAGCCCACAGUGCUGUUUGGAAGGGAAUUCCAGACUUUUGAUCCAAUGACAGUGAAGGCACAGCAGUAUUGUUCCAAUAUUGUCCCAAAUCAGGAUGGGUCAACAAUUUUGAUCCAAGGAUGUUAGACUUUAAUUACAUUAAGUUCGAAAAAGUGUCACUCUUGCAGCAAAGCAUUUUGACCAAUAAGUUGAUAGAGUUGUACAAGAUAACACAGGCUUACAUAAGACAGAUGUGGAAAAAACUCUUCCCAUUACUUGAUGGUAUGAGGACCAAUGGACAUUGAUUUGUGAUGUUGGGCAAAAGAGGCAGAAGAAGAGGUUUUUUGAUGCAAGGUGGAGGAAUGACCUGGAGUUCAUUACACUUGAGGAUGGGUCAAACGGAAAUCUUGAAUAAUUCCUCAGGGAAAUGUAUGGGAAAUUGAAGUAAACAACCUGCAGGGCUAUAGGGAUUGAGUAAGAGAGUGGGAUUAACUAAUUGCUCUAUGGAUUGGACUGACUGGUUGCCUUCUGUGUUUCAAAUGACUCUUAAUAAAAUGCGAGCAGAGAGAUUGCAGGCUGAAAUUAUCGACCCUGGAAGGAUGCAAAAGACAAAUUGAAAGGUACAGUUCUAUCCCUUGACUUCUUCUGAGCUUUGUACUGAUGGGUGGUGAGGUCUGGAAUUAACUGCCUUGAGCAAGUGGUGAAGGCACACACCCUCCCCACAUUUAAAAAGUGUUUGGAUGCGCAAGUGAAUUGUCAUAACAACAAGGCCAAGAAGUAAAAAGGGAGAUCGGUCAGGAUGACUGCUUGACAGCUGGUCAGAGUUGAAGAUCUCAUUGUCAGGCCAAGGACAAAGAAGUUGCCUUGGUGAAAGACCGGAAAUUGACUCUCCUCCCAUUUUUACCAAAGCUGUUUUCCCUUUUGAAUGUUUCCAUUAUUUUUUGUUUCUGGACUUUACUGCCCUUCAUAUGAACAAUAUGUGCGAAUGAAGUACUGCAUACAUUUCUGCAGAAGUCAUGUUUUGGAGACCAAAUGUUCGGGCAGGGGAGGGGUUCCGGGGGGUGUUGGUGGUGCUCCGCUUUUUGUGCUGUUAGGGUUUAAAAUACAUACUGGGUCUUUGGAACUACCGAAUUGCUAAUCAUGACCGAAACAGGCGCUGGCCGUGGUUCUGAAUCAGCAGGCAACAGAUACGAUAGGAUAAUACGAUGUGGAGCUGGAGGAACGCAACAGGUCAGGCAGCA